ACCGGUCAGUGUAAGGCAGCUAAAGAAACAAAAUAUUCUCUCUUAUGAAUAUUAGAGCUUAACCGUUUUAAUCACGUACUCGAACGAAUGUCAACGUACUCAAGUAGAGUGCAGCAUAUCCACUGGUUACUGCAGAUUUUAAACACGGCUGAAGACGACGUACGUGCUGCAGUCGUCGAUCUCGACGUCGUCUCACUAGAAAAACAGAGGAUAUCUUUGCUGUCUCGCGGUUAGCUGGCUGUAGCUGGGGGUCGGUGGUGGUCUGUGAAUGCAUGGUUUCUUCUGAUACAGCCCGACUUGAGGCCACUAAACGGGUGACACCGGCUGUCAAAUCGGCUUCGUUGGCUGCAUGUUUCAAAGCUAACCCUUAAAGAAGCACAACCAUGGGCGUGGAAGUCGAGACAAUAUCCCCCGGUGAUGGAAGAACAUUUCCAAAGAAGGGCCAGAAUUGUGUUGUUCAUUACAUAGGUAUGCUGCAGAAUGGGAAAAAGUUUGACUCCUCUCGAGACAGGAACAAGCCCUUUAAGUUUAAGAUUGGACGGUUGGAGGUCAUUAAGGGUUGGGAUGAAGGAGUAGCACAGAUGAGCCUGGGCCAGAGGGCAAAAAUCACCUGCACACCAGAUAUGGCUUAUGGCUCCACAGGCCAUCCUGGUGUCAUCCCUCCAAACGCCACUCUCAUAUUUGACGUGGAACUGCUCAAGCUGGAGUGAGGCCUCAGGUCAAAUACAAAGGUUGAAGCUUAAUGAGGCUGCGUUGGCCGCAAGCUGUUUCCAUGGGGAGACCACACACGGCUGCUGCCUCCCAACAUCCACCUGCUCUUCUAUGAUUUAUACAGUCUUCUUAAGUUCAAUAUUUAAACUUACCUAAUGCUGCUUUGUUGCCGUCUUGUCGUAAUAGAUAGUGCAAGAAAGACCAUUUUUGGUUGUCAGUAGGGGAUGCUUCUUUUGUUUAAUUUCGUUUAAAGUUGUACAUUUUGUUGAACCAUAAGGAAAUCAGUCAUCUGACAAAAAGCUGCAUUACGUUGCAAUCCAAGCAUAUACUGCCUUACAGUUUCAACAACAGAGGAAAGGUACAAAUGUUCUGAGUACAUAACUUCUGCUCUGUAUCUUAACUGGGCAUUAUAUAUACCACUGUCUGCAUUGCCACUUUGAUAAAGGUCUGCCCUGCUGAAUGCUCUGAAUGAUAUUGCUAUGUUUAGUAUAUUUUAUAUCCCUCAUAAACAUUGAAAGUGUACCCUAUCCAAUCUACCCCAGUCUAAUACUGUACAGAACUCUAUAGGAGCCAUUGCUGUUAUGACAAGUUAUCGACCAACUCUUGAAUAAAAAUGGCAUGUACUAUGUUCAGAACUC
Cheilinus undulatus (humphead wrasse) is the source of this 1349-nucleotide messenger RNA. RefSeq names its product FKBP prolyl isomerase 1B (gene fkbp1b). The record is from RefSeq and is a predicted model, not a curated record. Bases 384 to 710 code for a protein of 108 amino acids. Gene Ontology annotation, molecular function: peptidyl-prolyl cis-trans isomerase activity. The transcript is spliced from 4 exons. NCBI's taxonomy places the organism in Eukaryota, Metazoa, Chordata, Actinopteri, Labriformes, Labridae.